Micropterus dolomieu (smallmouth bass) is the source of this 9689-nucleotide messenger RNA. It is a transcript of the gene col7a1l, whose product is annotated as collagen type VII alpha 1-like. The record is from RefSeq and is a predicted model, not a curated record. The transcript is spliced from 108 exons. Bases 327 to 9392 code for a protein of 3021 amino acids. NCBI's taxonomy places the organism in Eukaryota, Metazoa, Chordata, Actinopteri, Centrarchiformes, Centrarchidae. Gene Ontology annotation, molecular function: protein binding; serine-type endopeptidase inhibitor activity.
ACACAGAUACGGACAUUGAUCCUCAUGUACCAUUCAGUCGACUAUCUCUGAUAACACCCUCUGCAAGAAUACAAUAUCAAUUCCAGACUUUUUCCCCCUGACUUGGAUGACAUUUCUUUGGUGUAUUUUGGGGGAUAUUUUUCCCCUGUCGACCGUCAAGAGGUCACCUGGAUUGGGAAGAUAACGAUGAUUCUCUUGUCUGCAGUGAUAAGAGGAAAGAAGAGUUGGUAUUGAUGAUUUUGGAGUGGAAUUUAGGAAGGUGAUUUGUGAAGAGAAGAACUGGGAGGAGGAGCAGGCGAUCAAAGGAAGAGGAGGAGAGGAAGAGUAUGGGCUGCUCUUCUGUGUGGAUAUUUCUACUGUCCCUCUCUCUCUCCCAUCAAAGUGUCACAGCACAAGCUGAAGCAUGCAGGACAGUGGUGCAGGCAGACAUUGUCUUUCUGGUGGAUGAGUCAUGGAGUGUGGGCCAGACCAGCUUCUCCAGUGUCAAAGAAUUCAUCUCAGCCGUCAUCUCCACCUUCCAGGACAGUGUGGUGGGAACUGAGGGGGUCCGCUUUGGAGUCACUGUCUUUGGGGAUGUCCCAAGAAUGCGGAUUGCUUUGACAGACUACAGCUCACUGGAGGAGGUCCUCAGGGCCAUCAGAGACCUCCCCUAUCAGGGUGGAUCCAGGAGGAUUGGUGAUGCCCUCCAGUUUCUGGUUGACCCUGUGUUCAGCCCGGUCAUCAGUCGAGACACUGCCCCAAAGAUUGCUGUAAUGAUCACAAACGGACGUUCAGACGACCAGGUCGAUGCCGCAGCCAAAGCAGUGGCUGACAAUGGGAUUUCUCUCUUUGCAGUAGGUGUUAGGGGAGCUGAUGAGUUGGAGCUGAGGAGGAUUGUGUCAGAGCCAAUUGAGGAGCACCUCUUGCUGGGCACUGACUACUCUCGUCUUGAAACCAUCCUCGCCAAACUGUCCCGCAGAGUGUGUUUUACAGCCUCUGAACCACCACGUCCUGUGAAAAUCUCCCAGCCUGUUGAAGAGCGUGUGGUGGGUCCCAGAGACCUGCAAGUUAGCGAGUUGGCCCACAGUUCCCUCAGACUGACAUGGAGCCAGGCCACAGGUGAUGUCACCGGAUAUCGUCUCCUGGUCACCCCUUUCAACUCUAAGGGACACCUCCUCCCGCUACAGCAGAGACAGACUGAUCUGAAGGCAGAUGUGAGCACAGCAAUGGUGACGGAGCUGAGUCCUAAAACAGACUAUUCUCUCACUGUGUACGCCAUCUACCCUAGCCUCAUAGGAGACUCUGCUACAAUCACCGUCCAGACAACCCCUUUGCCUCAGGUGUCAAACUUCCGUGUUAUUGAGCAGGGUCUUUUCUCUCUGCGCCUCGGCUGGACGCCUCCUCCGGGAAAGCUCAAUGGAUUCAAGAUCUUCAUCCCAAGAUCCACCCGACCAGGAUUUAUUUAUGAGCACCUGCUUCCUGGAGACACCUCUUCUCAUGUGAUUGACAGCCUGGAGGAGGAUAAGAAGUACAUUAUCAGUAUUUAUGCUGUUUACCCCCAGGGACCAAGUGAACCACUCUCAAUAGUGGGCAAGACAUUAAAGCUGGUACAAGUUCAGGAGUUUCGGGUCCAAAACGCCACCACAGACACUGUCCAGGCGAGGUGGGCAUCAGUUAGGGGUGCCACAGGAUACCGUCUGACAUGGGCAUCCCCAGACGACCACAUAGAGAACAUAAACCUCGGGGACACCUUUAACUAUUACAUGAUCCAAGGCCUCCGCUCAGGCUCUGAGUACACCAUCACCAUCAACCCCAUCUUUGGAGACACUGAGGGGCCCAUCACCGCCACCAAAGUCAAAACAUUGGAAAGCAGUGCAGUACAAACUUUGAAGGUGUCGGCUGUGAGCACCAGCACUGCUGUCAUCUCAUGGAACAGUGUCCCAGGAGCCACAGGAUACAGACUGGCCUGGGGACCCACCCCAGAGUUUAUUGGCCGGGACCGUCCCAGGCAGUUGGCUCUGAACGGCAGCACCACAGAGUACCAGCUGAAGAAUGUAGCCCAUGAUACAGAGUAUGUCCUGACUCUCUAUGUGCUGUUUGGAUCUGUGGUGGGACCUGGUAUCUCUGCUACCUUCAAAACUUCUCCGUUGGGCUAUGUGUCCAACUUCAAAGUGACAUCCUACACCAGUACCUCCAUAGAUGUGGAGUGGAGUCCCAUUGUUGGCGCUACCGAGUACAAACUCUCUUGGAAGUCAGAUGAUAGCAGCCCUCUGUCCCGUUACCUAGACCAUAGUGUUCUUUUCCAUCGUAUCGAAGACCUGAACCCACAGUCCACCUACACAAUCACCAUCUGUGCAGUGUACAGCAACUCAGAGGGACCAGAAAUCUCCUUAUCUCAGCUCACAGCUGCAGUUUCAGACUCGGAGCCUAUUCAGGCAGUGAGGGAGGUGAAGGUUGUGGAUAUUGGAGUAAACUCUUUCACCCUUUCCUGGAGGAAAACACAAGGAGCAUCUGGGUACAAAAUCUCCUGGAUUCCGUUCUUGGGGGGUGAUGAAAAGUCGCACAAGGUAUCUGCUGCUUCAACCACCUUCACUAUCCACAACCUGCGGGAGAGCUCAGCUUAUAAGAUCCAGGUGUCUUCUAUGGUGGGCAAUAGAGAGGGAAGCCCAGUCCUGGUCACUGCUCGCACCUUGGAUCUUCCAAAAGUGAAUGGCUUUGCUGCUCUGAACACUACAGACAGCAGCACUAUUCUGAACUGGACACGUGUGGCUGGCGUCUCUGGAUACCUUCUCUCCUGGAGGCACAUCUCAGUGUUGGAGAUCAAAACAGAGACCCUGGGCCCUGGUUUUACCUCCUACAAGAUCAACGAUUUGCAGUAUGGAAGAACUUAUAUUUUUACCAUCAGACCUUUGUAUGGAGAAGUGGAGGGGCCUAUAAGCACUGUGUAUCAGAGAAUAUUGGGACAUGAUCCUCCGGUGGUUACAGUCCAGUCUGUGCUUGCCACACUUGCCCCCCAUUCUCCUCAUAUCACGACUGCCUCCAUCACCAAUACGACCAUCUCUCAUGGAGCCACCAGGACCACCCGGCACCCCAUUGCUGUGCCACCGACUAAAUCCAUAACCACCAAGAAGCCUCCAGGUCAGCCAAGUGUCACUGAAGCCAAAGAGGCAGGAGUCACCUCCCUUCGAUUAACCCCAUUCACUGCAAAGACAGCAGCUCCACCAAGACCAGUGUGUGGUAAGGCCAAAGCAGACAUAGUAUUCUUAGUGGACGAGUCUUCCAGCAUCGGCGCUAACAACUUUAUCAAGAUAAAGGACUUCAUGUUCCGGGUGGCCACAUACUUCCCAGUCAUUGGUUCUCAGGCCACACAGAUAGCAGUGGUUCAUUACAGUGAUGAGCCUCGAAUUGAAUUCCGUCUAAAUGAAUUCAAAGACAGAAACUCUGUGCUCAGAGCCCUCAAAGCACUACGUUACAGAGGAGGCAACACCAGAACAGGAAAAGGCAUCAGCUACGUUCUGCAGGAACUGUUCCUAGAGUCUCUGGGGAUGAGGCAGAAUGUGGCUCAUGUUCUGGUUCUUAUUACAGACGGCAGGGCCCAGGAUAAUGUGGUGCCACCCUCCAGAAUUGCACGUGCUUUGGGCGUCAGUGUCCUGGCAGUUGGAGUUUCUAAUGCAGACAUUGAGGAGCUGAAUAAAAUAGCAGCACCCACUAGCUACAAAAAUAUCUUCUACUCACCCACCUUUGAUGACUUCUCUUCCAUUGAGAGAGAAUUUAUCAAUAGCAUCUGCAGUGAGGAACUGCUGUCGGAGUUUGAACUAUAUGAAAAGAUUGCUCAGUUGGACACCCCGACUGAAGACCCAGAAGGGCUGCUAAAGCCUCAGGGUCCCUGCCCCUCUGAGUGUGUGAAGGGCCAGAAAGGGGAACCGGGAGAUGGUUUUGGUCUUGGAGGACUGAGAUUUAGGCCAAGCCCUGGAAACUAUGAUCCUUUUACUUCUUCCAAAGGAGAGAAGGGAGAAAGGGGACCUCCUGGAACAGAUGGUGUACCUGGGUUGCCAGGACGACCAGGGAGAACUGGACCCCCAGGUUCUGCCGGCCAACGGGGCCAUACAGGUAUUCCAGGUGAUAUGGGUCUACCUGGACUCCCUGGUCCAAAGGGCCAGAGAGGAGAGAGAGGAGAGCCUGGAUAUGUUAUAGCUGGCACAGACUCAAAUUUCGUUCCUGGACGAAAAGGGGAACCAGGAUCUUCAGGUCCCCAGGGACCUCCUGGUAUACCGGGGGUCAAUGGCGCUCCAGGCCUACCUGGCCAGUCAGGACCACCAGGGUCACCAGGAAUAUCUGUCAAGGGUGACCCCGGGGAGCCGGGAGCAAAAGGUUUACGUGGGAAGCAGGGUGUGAAAGGAGACAAAGGAGAGUCGGGAAAAGAUGGUAUUGCAGGUUUGCCUGGUCCCAUUGGCAAUGAUGGAGUGCCAGGUUUACCAGGUCAGAAAGGAGAGAAGGGUGAAGAAGGAAUUGGCAUACAAGGUAUUCAAGGUCUUCGUGGAGAACCAGGAGAGAAGGGAAAUAUUGGCUUAAUUGGACCAGUUGGGCCAAAGGGUGAUCUUGGAGAGCAGGGCAUCCAAGGAAUCAUCGGACCUCGGGGUAAGAAGGGAUUCAAAGGGGAGCAAGGGGACAAGGGAGAACGAGGAGAGAUGGGACCAAUUGGACCACAAGGACCCACAGGACUGACGGGGCCAUUGGGGUUAAAAGGUGAUGAGGGUCCAAGAGGAGCGCCUGGGGAUCCUGCCAAGGGUAUAAUUGGCCCAACAGGAAAAAAGGGUGCCAGGGGAGACAUUGGUCCAGUCGGCCUCACAGGUCCCCAGGGAAUAAAGGGUGAACGAGGAGACAAAGGAGACAAGGGCAGUCCUGGUUUUGGGAUUCCAGGACAGCAGGGACCAAAGGGUGAAAAUGGCGAGAGGGGAAAUGUUGGUUUGUCAGGAAAACCCGGACCAAAAGGGCAUGAUGGCUCUAAAGGUGAAAAAGGGAGUAUUGGGUUACCCGGCAAUCCUGGAGAACCAGGAUUAAGAGGUAAAGAUGGUUCUCCUGGAGUGAAAGGAGACCUAGGAAUUAAGGGGGAACAAGGACCACAUGGAGACCCUGGUGACAGAGGAAUUAGGGGUCCAUUGGGGUUACCAGGGCGACCAGGGGAUCCAGGAGAGAAAGGAGAGACUGGCAGUCCUGGCCUGCUUGGUACUGAUGGAAAGAAGGGCGACAAAGGGGAGCCGGGAAAACCUGGACCUCCGGGAGGACAAAUUAUUGCAGACAAUAACAUACUGACCAGAGUUAUUAAGGGUGAACCAGGAGAGCCAGGUCAGCCUGGUUUGAGAGGAGAAACAGGUCUGCCUGGACUAAGGGGUCCAGAGGGGAAACCUGGAUUACCGGGACCAUCUCUGGGUGGUUCUGAAAGAGAUGGACUUGAUGGUUUACCAGGGAAACCGGGAAUGAAGGGUGACCAGGGACAAAAAGGAGAACCCGGCAUGAAGGGCGAUAAAGGAGACCAAGGCCGGGUUGGGAUUGCUGGAAUGCCUGGUUUACCGGGAACUCCAGGGAGACCUGGCAUUGAUGGGAAGAGGGGCCUGCCAGCAAAAGAUGGAGAAAGAGGGCCAAAAGGGGACGAUGGCAAAAAGGGAGACAAGGGAGAUGCCGGCGCAAAUGGUAAAGAUGGAAGAAAGGGGGAAGCAGGACCUCCAGGUUUGCCUGGUAGGCAGGUGCUUGUCACUCCAGAGGGUGCCACUAUUGACGAACUCCGCCAAGCGUUUCCGAUCCCAAUGGGUCCUCCAGGAGCUACUGGUUCACCAGGAAUGAAGGGUGAUAAAGGAGAAAAUGGCCUGAAAGGAGACAAGGGUGAUGCUGGAGCUCCUGGGAAAUCAAUUGAGAUGAAGGACAUUGAAGUGAUGUUUGAAGCCUACGGUAUAAGGCUGCCUUUGCUGAAGGCUUUGAUUGACAGGCUACUGCAGGACGGAAUAGAGGAGCUGCUUCAUGUGCUCGGCACCUCCAAGAAAACAAAAGAAAACACACACACCUCCAACAUCAUCACUGAGUACACAAGUUCAGUGAAGUUUGAACUCACUGACCAGCCACUGUCAGAGCUGGAUACCAUUGAGGACCGUGAAUUAGAACAACACGUUACAGAGUCUUUGUCAUUUGACCCUUUAAAUGAAACCGCAGAGGGUCCCACUUUAUGGACUGUCACCACACUGAGCAGAGAGCGGGAGCUUGACAGGAUUGAGACAAAGUUAAAGGGAUCCACAGGGAAGGAGGUAGUUGGUGGGGACAGUGACGGAGCCUCUUCUCUCAAAAUAAAUCUGACUGUCAGUUCUGCUUUCAAUUAUACAACGACCCAGGAGACGGUUUCAGGGUUACCAGAAAAUGUGGUGAAGGCUGUUCUCCUCACUCAGGAAGACUCUCUGAAGAAGAACUCAGGGCAAAAGAAAAACAGGGAACGUGGGAAGGGCAAAGGAAAUAAAGGACGACAUAAGAGGCAGAGACAACGCCUGACAAGUGAAGAGGACAAGCAAGACGAAGAGGAGUUUUAUAACGGCGAAGAAUACAGCUAUGAGUACGAGGAAGAACUCUCCACAGAUGCUUUUCAGGAGAGCAGAGACAACAGACAGCUUGAAGUCCAAACAGAUGAAUUUCCCUAUCCGGUGGAUAAAAAGGAGGAACAAUUACCCACACACAGACCUGCCCAGUUAGAAACCUCCAGUCAUCCUUCAACAUCCUCCUCAGACAGAGAAACAGACACUAUGCUCAAUGACCAGGAUGAAGCAUCACUGCCUACACCUCCCAUCACAACAGAAGACCCAGACAAGGUGCCUAGAUCCCACAUCAGGGUGAAGAAAAGCCCCCCCUGGCCUGAUUUCAUGGUGUUCAUGCCUGGUGCCCCGGGUGGAAGAAAUCGUUUCAUGGAGGCACAAAAACCUCUGUCUUCUGGAGCUCAAGGUUACAACAGCUGGAAUAGCAAGAAGCAAGAAAACCCUGACCUUCAAAUACAUACCAGGAGGCACAGGCAAGAUUGGAAGGAGAGACAGCGACACAGUGAUACAGAAAAAGAGUUUUAUGCAGAAACACAAGGUGGAGGAGAGGUGCAGGGUAAAGCUGAAGAAGCGGAGAAGUUAGGAAUGGAGCAAGAUAAAAGAAUAGAAACAGAUGGAUAUACACAAACAGGCCCUGAUCCAGUCUAUGGGGAGGAGGAGAGGAGUGGAGACUACAACUGGGAGACUGAGGAGGAUGUCGAUCGAGAGAGGGAUGGAGAGGAGGAGGAGCUGGAGAGGGAGAGAGAGAGGGAAAGGUUGGAGAUGGAGAGAGAGAGAGAGGAGCUGGAGAGAGAGAGGGAGGCCGAGCUCGAGCUGGAGAGAGAAAAAAUGGAGAGGGAGGAGUGGGAGAGGAGGAGGGCGGAGCUGGAGAGACGGCGAGAGGGGGGUUAUGACGAGGAAAGUGCACAGCCAUACCCAUACCCUCCAGAGUAUUUUUACCUGAAGGGUCAACAAGGUGAGAGUGGAAAACCAGGACAAAAGGGUGAAAUUGGUGAAAAAGGACAAAAGGGAGAGCCUGGCAUCGGCCACAGAGGUCCAGAAGGCCAAGCUGGUCCUCCAGGACAGAAGGGUGAACCAGGUGAGUCCGGGCCACCAGGUGCUCAGGGCAUCCAGGGUAUCCGUGGUAAUGCAGGCAUCCAGGGCUCCCCAGGCCUGAGGGGUCUCCCAGGGGACCCAGGAGAGCCAGGCAGAGAGGGUGACCGAGGUAAAAGGGGGAAGAAUGGAUCACCUGGAACCCCUGGACCUCGAGGAGCAGCAGGAGCUCUUGGUCUGCCUGGUAUACCUGGAGUAAAAGGAGAAAAGGGUGACAGUAUCCCUGGAGAGCCUGGCACCAGGGGGCUGGCUGGCUUCACAGGCAGAAAGGGUGAAAAUGGCACUCCAGGUGUUAAAGGGGUUCCUGGGCAUAUAGGUCCAAAAGGCUUGCGCGGCAGCAAAGGUGAAAAGGGGGACCGUGGUUUACCUGGAGUCAGAGGAGAAAGGGGGAGUGUGCUUCAAAUCCAAGGACCCCGUGGAUUUAAGGGUUCCAAAGGAGACCCGGGUGAGCGCGGUACACCAGGUUUUGAUGGCGACAAAGGAGAAAAGGGCGAGGACGGUCCUCCUGGAGUCAAGGGCUUAAAGGGAGGUGCAGGCACUAAGGGUGCACUGGGACGAUUUGGCGCUCGAGGACCAGUGGGCCAGAAAGGAGAUCCAGGAGAGCCAGGACUUAAUGGAGAGAUGGGUCACAGUGGGGACCAUGGAGUGGAUGGAGCCAAGGGAGACAAAGGAGAUUUAGGGCUGCAGGGCCAGAAAGGCAAUCAGGGUGAUCCAGGAGAACCCGGCUUACCAGGAGACAGAGGGGAGAAGGGAGAGAAGGGUUUCAGAGGUUUUCCUGGACGCAUUGGGAGUCCAGGCCUGGAUGGAGAAAAGGGAGACAUGGGGUUCUCCGGGACCCCUGGCAUACCUGGACUGAAUGGGCUCACAGGGCGCAAGGGUGAGAAGGGAGAGGGAGGUAUCAAUGGUGUUGAUGGUGAUCCAGGAGUGAAAGGAGGAAAGGGUGAAGCAGGUUUCCCAGGUUUCCCGGGGUUUAAGGGGUCAGCAGGGAUUCCAGGAAAGCAUGGAGAUGAGGGACCACCAGGACUCCCAGGACCCCGCGGGGACACAGGGCCUAAGGGGGAGAGGGGCAGAAGGGGCAGAUUGAAGCCAUGUCAGAGGGGAGCCCCCGGCACUCCAGGACAGAGAGGACAGAGUGGUACAGUGGGUAUUGAAGGCACAAAAGGGGAGAAGGGGGAGCCUGGACUCUCGGCUGAAGAAGUAAAGGAGCUAGUCACCCAGGAGGUGGUAGAAAAGUGUGGGUUGGAAUACAAGUUCAUGGUAAAGUCUGUGGACCCAGAUGGAACAACCUCAGUCACUGAGAAGAAGACUAUGCCAGAUGAUGCAGCGGUGUCCCUCAACAAUGACCUCCACGAAGAAGAAGUUGAAGAAGUGGAAAAGGGAGAAUAUGGAGACAAAGUGGGAGAAAUGACUAGUCCUGCCCCUGAGAUCUUGGAAGAAAAGCGGAUCCUACAAAACCACACUGAUUCUCUGGAGGGCGGGACUGUGGAGUGGGGACACAGGAAAAAAAGAAGUGUACUUGGAAGAAACACUGCUGUUCCAGCAACAGGCAGCUGCCUGGACCCAAUGUCAGAGGGGGCCUGUUCAGAAUAUGUUCUGCUCUGGUACUUCCACCCUAACUCAGGGGAAUGUAGGCCAUUUGUGUACGGGGGCUGUGGUGGCAACAGAAACCGAUUCUCCUCAAGACAAGAGUGCCAGAGUUGGUGUGGAAUGGAGAGGAGUGGUAGGGGGCACCAACCAGAUCACAGAUGAAAUACGCACUGUAACAGCUGAUCAGUAGUAUGAAAUUCUUCUUUAAAAAGGUUUUUGUUGUACAGCAUGAAUGGGAGGAUACUGUAGAUGCAAAAAUGGUCAUUUAAGGCAGUAUAAUAUUCUGUUCAAAUGUAUAAUAGUGAUUAAAAAAAGGUACGCUGGAGGUGAAACGAUCAUCCCCAUACAACAAAAUUUUGUGUACAUAGCUGUGUAAAAUGUUUUAUAUUGGAUUUAUUUAUAUAUUUUCUGUUACAGUUAUCUCUUGAUUUGUUUUAUGGACAAAUUGUGUCAAACAGU